CCUGUGCACCCCCAACUCCCUCCCCUGGAGCAAGCCCGGGCGGGUGCCGGCAGGACUCCCCGGGGUCUCCCCCGUGCCCAGCGGUUGUCGGGGGGGCCAUGGCGAGGCUGUCGCAAGGCUGCGGUUGGGGACACGUGGCCCCAUCCCCUCUAUAAGGGAGACAGCGAGCAGAGCCCCCUCAGUGCCAGAAGUGCCCGAGGUGCCGUGUCCUCAGCCCCGCCAUGUGUCCCUGCCUGCUCCUGGUCCUGUCCCUGCUGGGCACAUCCUUGUCUAGCCCCCCCGGCCUCACCCCGUCCUCUCCUGCAGCCCCCCCGGGGCUCACCCUGGCUCUGGAGCAUCCCCAGUUCCGCUAUGCUGUGGUCACCAAGCUGCGCACCUAUGCGGGGGCCCUGGAGCACUGCCAGAGGGUUUUUGGGGGGCUGCUGGCCUCGGUGCACAGCAUUUCCCGCAACAAGGAGCUGGUGGCUCUGGCCAGAACCUACACCCACCGCAAAGUUUGGAUCGGUGCUGUCACCAGCUACAGGGGGGGGCAGUGGGGAUCCUGGUGGGAGGAUGCCAGCCCCUGGAACUACGCGAACUGGGCAACCGCCCAGCCCAGCCACCUCAUCCCUACCUGCACCACCCUCAGCACCCACGAUGGGCUCUGGAGGAGCAGGUUCUGCUUUGAGCUGCACCCCUUCAUCUGCCAGUACUGAGGGCCUGGGGUUGCUGCCCCAGCCCCUCUGUGCCCAGGGGACCCAUGGUGGCCCCUGUCCCAGUAAAGCAGCAGAACCCU
Messenger RNA from Calypte anna (Anna's hummingbird), 775 nucleotides. RefSeq names its product bone marrow proteoglycan-like. NCBI's taxonomy places the organism in Eukaryota, Metazoa, Chordata, Aves, Apodiformes, Trochilidae. Gene Ontology annotation, molecular function: signaling receptor activity. The record is from RefSeq and is a predicted model, not a curated record. The transcript has 6 exons. Bases 222 to 695 code for a protein of 157 amino acids.